Messenger RNA from Trichoderma asperellum CBS 433.97, 999 nucleotides. RefSeq lists its product as uncharacterized. Lineage: Eukaryota; Fungi; Ascomycota; Sordariomycetes; Hypocreales; Hypocreaceae. Gene Ontology annotation, cellular component: cytoplasm; nucleus. The record is from RefSeq and is a predicted model, not a curated record.
CGGAUUGUCGGGAAGAUCACCGGCGGCAGAAAAGGCUGCGCUUCUUCGAACGUCACACCUUGUGCUGGGCACCGGCUGCAUAUCUCGGCUCGAUCGAUACAGAAGGCAACACCCGCCAUGGACAAGAUCCCGCUGAACUACGAGGCGUCCGAGGGCGACACCCACAAGCGCCAGACGAGCACUUUGCCCACGGAGGUGGUUCAAUGCCUUGAAAAUGCUCGCUUUCUUCAUCUGGCCACAUGCACGGAUAACGUGCCCAAUGUGUCCCUGAUGAACUACACCUACCUCCCCUCCUCGCCCUACUCCGACUCUCCCGUCAUCAUCAUGACCACCAACCCGGCCUCUCGCAAGACCACCAACAUCAUCGCCAACCCAAACGUUUCUCUCCUCGUCCACGACUGGGUCUCCCACCGUCCUCCAACCCAAGGCCGUCGCAUGUCCGGAGGAUCCCCCACGCCCGAAACUCGCUCCAGCCUGGCCACCCUGCUCCUCAACCUCAACACAUCCGCCGUCUCCAGCAUCAGCGCAACGAUAGGAGGCGCCGCGCGGAUAGCCCCGAUCGGCUCCGAGGAGGAGAAGUUUUACGUGGCGCAGCAUCUCGAGAACAACACCUUUGAAGAGGGCACGCCACUCUUCCAGCCGGUGUCGAAUACGGACAGCCGCGAGAAUGAUCAAAGCGGGCAUUUCGUCGCGGGAGAGGAAGUGCGCGUCAUUGUGGUCGACAUUCGGAACGUGAGAAUCAGCGAUUGGAAGGGCACGGUGAGAGAUUGGGAGUUGACGACGGAUGCGCCGUUGCUCAACGGAGGUGCCUGAAUGGGGGGCUUGGAUGGGGUUUGGCAAGGUUGUAUUUAUAUGUUCAAUGGUUAUUAUUAGAGGCGUGACUUGGGCAUCGGAAAUGGGCAUAACAAAUAUUCAUAGUAGCCAAAGGGGGAGAAAAAGUGCAUUUAUAUUUAUCCCAUCUAGUUAUCCACAAACAAGCAUAUCUUCAUUGUACGAGCA